Neocloeon triangulifer is the source of this 1722-nucleotide messenger RNA. Its product is annotated as zinc finger protein 277. Lineage: Eukaryota; Metazoa; Arthropoda; Insecta; Ephemeroptera; Baetidae. Bases 148 to 1404 code for a protein of 418 amino acids. The transcript has 7 exons. The record is from RefSeq and is a predicted model, not a curated record.
UGGGACUUUUUCGAAUUUCGAUUUCUACCCGGACACGCCCCCCACAGACUGCGAAGAUUGAUUUUUGAUUUCUCUAAAUUAUUCAUUUUGUUUUGAGAAGGUUUGAUGUCGUAUAAGUAGUUAUGAAAUAUUUGAAGUUUUGAAAACAUGUCUGAAAAUGAACAUCUCGAGGAAGUAGCAAUCGCAGGCGAUUCUGGCGCUGAAUCGAGCGCAGAGAAAAAUGUACUGGUGCCUUUGACGUUUCCACAGCAGACAUCAAAAAACACGGCUGAUCUUUUCAAUCUGGACGAUGAGACGGUCGAGUGCAUGCUGUGCUGCAAAGAGUUUAAAAUGCAGAUUGACCAGCAGGCCUUUUUGCACCAUUUAUUUGUUGAUCAUCGACUGGUGAUUGGGGACGUCAGUCACGUUGCCAGCCUCAAAAGUUAUGUGAACUUCUGGAAAGUGCGCAUGAGGUCUGGGCCCCUGGAAGAAUUCUGCAGCGUGAUGAAGAUGGACGUGACCCCCGACGGCCAGCCAAGCAAAGACGAAACCUACUUCUUGCUCUCCGACAUUCUCCCUGAGGACAAACUACUUAGGGAGGGACUUCAGGAGAAACGACUGAACGCAAUACUCGAAAGACAGAAGUUUGAGCGUGAGGACCAAAGCUAUUCCAGAGACUGUCUUUUUUGCCGUUUCAAACUCGGAAGCACCAGAGCCGAUGCUCUCAAACACUUGUCAGACAAACAUAACCUAAACUUGGGAAGGCCAGACAAUCUUGUUUUCAUCGACGAGCUUUUAGAAAAAAUCCACACAAGACUAGAAAAUCUACGCUGCCUAUUCUGCAACAAUCUUUUCCUCGAAAGGCACAUUCUUCGGGAACACAUGCGCAAAAAGCAGCACAAGUGCAUCAACCCAAACGAUACCGAAUUUGACAAAUACUAUAUUGUCAAUUAUUUAGAAAUUGGAAAAACUUGGAAAGAAGUCGAGGAGGAGCAAGAUGGACCAACAGGGGCUGAGGAGGAGUCUUGGUCGGACUGGUGUGAGGAAGACGAAGCCGCAAAGCUUACCUGCUUGUUCUGUGAUCACCAGGCCAAGCACUUGCAGGCUCUCAACUGUCAUUCGCAAGUGCAGCAUGAUGGGUUCAGCUUGGAAAAUAUCAAUCUUUCAUUUUACUUGCAAGUCAAACUAGUCAAUUACAUUAGACGACAAGUGCAUAUGAAUGCCUGCCCAGUGUGCAACGAACAAUUUCCAAGUAAAAUCAAACUUGUCGAACACUUGCAGUCUGAAAGACAUUACACCUUGCCGGAGGAAUCUCUUUUUGAUCAACCUCAGUACUUUUUUCCCACUUAUGAAGACGAUGCGGUUUUAUUCCAACUAGAGGACGCUGGUGAGACAGAAUGCCAGAGUCCUGUUAUACCUGAAUGAUUUAAAUCAAGGAUAUCUAGGGUUAACUUUUACUCACUCUCAUUCGGGAGCUCAAAGAAAGUUUGCAUGCUUUAAAGUGAUAUUAAAUUUGAGAUAGGAAUAAGAAUGUUAUCAAUGAAUUUUCCUCAAAAUUCUUAUUGCCUUAAUUAAAAUUUAUAAAAUAGAAGCCGAAAGGGUUUAAGGUUAAAGCUAUCUUACAUAAUAGCCUAAACAUUUAGAGUCAAACUUCUUCCCUUUUGCUUAUCUUGUUGCACAAUCAGUUUUGCAUAAGAAAUAAAUAAAGUUCACAAAUAUAAUGCUCAAGCUUUAAAAGAUAUA